AUACGUGGGCCAUACGCAGGAUAGUGUGUGAGCAGUCUCCUACCUGCGCGGCGGAUUGCCUUGCAGGUAGUGAAUGGGCCGUUUUAGACUGCAAAAAUGUUCGCAAAGACAUUUCAAACGGCGACAGUUUACGCUACAAGUAAUCCUAUCGUGCUUUCUUUGAGGUUGCGACACAAACUAAAUAAACAAAAUGAUGCAAAAGAAAGUCCUAAACUUGCCGCAGACGUUGUCAACUACUUGAAUAGUUUCCCUGAAUACGAAGGAUUAAUUAAACAACUGCCAAAAUCUCUUCUAAAGAAGUAUAAGAACCCAGAAAGUAUGUACUUGAUAAAUAAGAAAACAGCCAAGGAAAUAGCGAAAACGAUCAAAAGCUCCUUGGAUAAGUCACCCGUAGUGGAGGUAAACCCUGGAUUAGGAAUUUUGAGUGAAGAACUUCUGCAAGUCCAUAGAGGGCCGCAUUUUAUGUAUGAAUGUUCUACUCAUUUUAUACCUCAUCUCAGCAAGUUACAAGACCGUUACCCCAACAGAGUAAUGUACAAGAAUGCAGACUUCUUUGGUAUGUGGAAACUAGCAUUUCAGGAUAAGAUGGAUCAAGGGAACAGAAUCAAAGAAUUAUUAGGAAAUCUCUAUACUGAAAAUAAUGAUAGAAUAGUAAAAGUAGUGGGUGCAAUGCCAGGACUGUCAUUUAUAAAGCACAUGAUUACUAAUAUUGUAUUCUACAACAUAAGCAGCCAGUUGGGAAGACCUGAUCUGUUUAUUGCCAUGUCUGGACGUCUGUUUGAGUUCCUUACUGAUGCUGAUGUCCAAAUGAACAAACACAAAUCUACGCCUGCACUUUUCCAGUUGCUCUUCGAUUAUAAAUUACUGACGACAGUGCCUAAAGUGCAUUUCCUGCCGUGGACCAUACCUGCCGUUAGUAAACACGUUAAUGUGAUCGACGAUAACUGUCUGCAUCUAGUGAACAUAACGCAGAAGCAAAAGCUGCCCUGCCCGCCUGAAUACCUGCCACUGCUCUGGUACUUCUUCAGACCGCACAUUUUCUCGAAAUCCACAAGAGUCAUACCAAUGUUAGAGCAAUGGAUACCAGGAUGCGGAAUAUGGUUGAUCACGGGUCAAGAUCCCCCGGAUACUAGGAAAGAGACCUCCCCGGGACCAGAGGACGCGCCCCUGCCGCAUAUGACCAUCUUCACUGAAUUCGGCGACUUGAAUCUUAAGCAGAAGAUUACAGUAUUUAAAAAAUUCAUAUCGUGGCCAGAGUUCGAGCAAUGCCAAUUUAGAGUAACUAUGGAAAGCAACCUACCCAAAUCCUUUUCGCAAGUGGAGGAAGAUGACAAAGACAUCAUCGGCACGCACAUCGAUGAUAUCGAACACUCUGACACUGAAGAAAUAAUAAAAUAAACAC
Messenger RNA from Hyposmocoma kahamanoa, 1402 nucleotides. It is a transcript of the gene mtTFB2, whose product is annotated as dimethyladenosine transferase 2, mitochondrial. Gene Ontology annotation, biological process: rRNA methylation; transcription initiation at mitochondrial promoter. Gene Ontology annotation, molecular function: rRNA (adenine-N6,N6-)-dimethyltransferase activity; mitochondrial transcription factor activity. The transcript has 8 exons. The record is from RefSeq and is a predicted model, not a curated record. Gene Ontology annotation, cellular component: mitochondrial matrix. NCBI's taxonomy places the organism in Eukaryota, Metazoa, Arthropoda, Insecta, Lepidoptera, Cosmopterigidae. The coding region runs from base 97 to 1398 and encodes 433 amino acids.